AUGGGCAACUUAAACCUGAAGUCGAGUUGCCCCUGCUCUUCAUCCAUCUGGACUUUCUGUGGUGAUUUUACUCUCUCAAUUGUUUUAAGCCACCAAGUGCGGACAGCUUUCACUCACCAAGCUGCCGAAUUCCGUCGUCAACUAGUUGACCAGCCAUCACUUCCACUCGCCAUCCGAUUUAAAAGGAUGAAGGUCCGUUCGUCUGUGAAAAAAAUGUGUGAGUUUUGCCGUGUGGUGAAGAGACGUGGACGUGUUUAUGUCCUGUGUUCUGCUAGUCCCAAGCACAAGCAGCGACAGGGAAUCUCCACAUUUGCGUACCAAGGCCUGAUACCACCAGUGGCCGUAACCGAAAGUUCAAAGGAGAUGACAUCAUUUGCUGCUGAUGGUGCCAAAAAUGGUUUGCCUUCACUCAUAUACCACAAGAAUGACACAUUUACUGCGACACCUUGGUGGAAAGUUGGUCUUGUCUCUCGUCUGUUCAAUCAGAACAGCAACCAGUAG
Messenger RNA from Striga hermonthica, 501 nucleotides. NCBI's taxonomy places the organism in Eukaryota, Viridiplantae, Streptophyta, Magnoliopsida, Lamiales, Orobanchaceae. The record is from the annotation of a GenBank genome assembly.